UCGCUGGAAAUGACAAACGAGAUUGAGGCAGUAGGACCAUUGAACAUGUUAAAUAAUGAACUAGCCUACACUAUCCGUCUGAAUUUGCGAUUUUCUUAAACUAGAAUCGCUGGCCUCCAUACAGUAGGCUACAUCAGCUAUCUCAUGGACGUCUACGUAAUACUACGGUUUAUUUCCUAAUUGAGGAGGACUGACGACAAAUAGUCCUAAUGUGUACUGCAAAUCGCUUGACCUCUUCGCAACCAUAGCCUACUUUUUUGGUUGAAAGAGGACUAGGCUUGCCGCGCAUGUGGCUCUGUUCAUAAGGGGAAGUACUAUUUCUUCGUGGCGAAAAAAUCCCCUCAUUUCACCUAAGUAUAUCAGCCUCUUUAUAUUUCCCUAAUGAAAAAUAAUCUUUGGAGCAGCUCCCGGGACGUGCCUAUUAUGAUGUCGAGCAAAAGUGUGGAAUGGCUGCAAGAUGAACUGGAAUCCGGAGUGAGCUCGUUGCUCCUGUUGGAUUGCCGAUCGCACGAGCUCUUCGAAUCAUCACACAUCGAAUCUGCAAUAAAUUUAGCGAUUCCGGGUCUUAUGCUCCGGAGGCUGAAAAAGGGAAAUUUACCCAUCCGAUCCAUCAUCCCCAACAACGAGGAUAAAGAGAAGUUUGUCAAACGCUGCAAGACGGAUACGGUGGUGUUAUAUGAUGAGGCCACUUCGGAUUGGCAAGAGAACGGAGCAGCGACCUCGGUUUUGGGACUUCUCCUGCAGAAACUGCGAGAUGACGGGUGCAAGGCUUACUAUCUUGAGGGGGGAUUCAAUAAGUUUCAGACCGAAUACCCUGAACACUGCGAGACUAACCUAGACUGCUCCUGCCCCAGUAGUUCACCCCCUGCCUCUGUGCUUGGCCUGGGGGGCUUGAGAAUCAGCUCUGAUUGCUCUGAUGGGGAGUCUGACCGUGAACCUGGCAGUGCCACAGAAUCUGAAGGUAGCCCUUUACCCAACAACCAACCAGCCUUUCCAGUCCAGAUCCUCCCAUACCUUUACCUAGGCUGUGCCAAGGACUCCACAAAUUUGGACGUGCUGGGCAAGUACAACAUUAAGUACAUCCUGAACGUAACGCCCAACCUGCCCAACAUGUUUGAACACGAUGGAGAAUUCAAGUACAAACAAAUCCCCAUUUCGGAUCAUUGGAGCCAAAACCUGUCACAGUUUUUCCCUGAAGCUAUUUCUUUUAUUGAUGAAGCUCGUUCCAAAAAGUGUGGCAUCCUGGUGCACUGCCUGGCAGGUAUUAGCCGAUCAGUGACGGUCACUGUGGCCUACCUGAUGCAGAAGCUCAACUUGUCACUCAAUGACGCCUAUGACUUUGUCAAGCGCAAAAAGUCCAAUAUCUCACCAAACUUCAACUUCAUGGGGCAGCUCCUUGACUUUGAGAGGACACUGGGUCUCAACAGCCCUUGUGACAACCGCUCCCCCAAUGACCAGCUCUUCUUCACCACACCCACUAAUCACAACGUGUUCCAGCUUGACACUCUGGAGUCCACAUGAGAUGCCCUGUCAAGGGUCACCAGAAGAGAGAAGACGAUGACGUGGCGAGGUGGCAUCAGCAGCCACUCAUAUGAAUGUUUAUUCUUUCCCAUUACCCGCAUGGGAAGCGUUUUGAGCUAACAGCUAAAAUGUUAAAAUGCUAAAGAGUUCAAAUGAAAGGUGCAAAGCUGAUAGGAGUAUGAGGAGGAAGAGGAAAAGGAGAGGGACGGUGGCAAAGGGGCCUUGGGACUGUUGCUCUGAGUAGCUCUUGUUGGAGGGGAUCACCGACCCCUCUUGAAGCCCUGUCUUGCUGCCACCUCUGUGAUUUGAGAUGCAGCGUUUUUGCCUUUUGGAAUAGACUGUUCUUUUUGUUCUUAAAUCAGAAAAGAAAAAAAGAAGUGAGAGACUGAGUACCACAGAGAGCUUCAUACAAAGAAAGGGGAACGGAACUGCAGUGCUAAACUUAUUGUCGUCUAUUGUUGGGAGGGUGCCCUCAACCUCCUGACAUGAAUGGUGCCAAUGUAGUGUCUGGGAUUUAUGCUUUUCUUUCUUCAGAUGAGGUGAUCUCACUCUACUGAAUGUAGGGUCUGAUUUGUUUUUUCAACAAAGCAAACACAAACGUGCACAUGCGUAUAUAAUGUGUUGGUACAUAUACUUAGUAUGUGUCAUACACAUUUGUAUAUUUGUAUACAUUUUCACUUCACAAACCUAUACACAUAUAUGAAAUAAAAAAGCUCUUUUGUCCCAAAUAUAAAUAAUUCAAAGACAGUAUGGCCUGGGCGAAUUCUAGAUUGUAUUUUGAAGAAGACAACAGACCAACAGACAGAAUUGAAAUUUGUAAUUUUCAGUUGUUUCUUUUUUCCUCUUUUUUUAGGAUUCUUUUUUUUCUAUGUUGGUAAUGACCUAAUGCAUUUUGCACAGUGGUGAAGCCUUUCACUUCUUGGCACUUAAAACUGGUACUCCACACAGAGAUAAAGAGACAUUCAGAGGGGCAGCCAGUCCUAGGCUGUGACGUGCCCAUGCAGCUGGCCUGGUGCAUGGGUCUGAACUGGUGGAGGGGGGAUGCACUUACUUAAAGCUUAUUGUUCCUUUGCCGCAUACAAAAGAUGGGACCUUUUCUGUCACAGCAACAACAAGCCCCACUUCCUUAAGAGAGAGUGUUUGUUUUGUGCAGGGUUGGAUCACCCUCAGGCCUUUAUAACUAUGAUUAUUACAAUUACAGUAUACAACAAUUAAUUAUAAGAAUCAAAAAACAAAAUUAUUAUUUGUUGUAUAUGAGCAUGCUAUGCUCUCUAGUAUUGGGGCAUAAACAGGUUGGGAGAUUUGACUCAUGGCAGAUGGAAACUGAAUGCUAGGAACUGUUUUUUUAACUGCUUUAGCUGCUGCUGUUCUGCUGACCAAUUACGUCUACUGGACAGGGCAGCAUAGAGUGUGUAGCAAGAGGGGUUUCUGAAGACAGAAACAUGCAAAUGGUCAGUUUGGGAGUUGGCAGGGUUGCUUUAAGCAGGCCUUACAUAACCUUUUUAAUUCUCUCUAAUGCUGACUGUUCAAUACUCUUUGUAUCUCACUUCAGAAAAAACACAUUGUUGAAAAGGUUUGUUCAUAAGAGAAAAAAAUCAACUUGUAGUAAUAAUGAGUGACUAAUGGUCUUUAACGGGUCAGUCGAGGUUGUAUUUGUUACUCUGCAAUAUAUCAAGAAACUUUUGCAGUGUUUUUUUUUCUUUCUUUUUUUUAAAAUAAUAAUGGCCUCGGGUUUUUAAAUUCCUCUCCUUUUGUACUAGAAUUCCAAGAAAUACAUCGUAAAUUGCUUUGACACUAAGGUGUCUUUUCACCUGGGUUGUUCAAAGUACAGGGCUUGGCAUCACAUUCAUGUGCCCAAGAACUGGGUAGCUACACAACAUGUAGACUUAGCUGUACGCUUUACAGAAAUUUUUGUUCUGUCAUAUAAGACAAUGCCAUCGUUUAAUUGAGUUUUAAUACAACUCCAGUAUGUGCUCUAUGCUAUUCCUGUGGCCUUUCUAUAUAUGUAUAUAUAUAGUCUAUAUAUACAGUAUAUAUACACACAUACACACACAUACACACACAUAUAUACACACACAUACAUGCAUACAUACAUGAAUAUGUAUUUUGAGCAGAUAUGCAAAGAGUCAUCUCCUAAAUAUAGCAUCAAAAAUAGUGACUGUAGCCCACGUGGGAAAUGGUAGGUGUUAAGACUGCACCCCGUCACAAUAAGGAAAUGUUGACAAGAAAUACUUACUCGCACCCUUGGAUUGAAGUGUAUUUCAGUACAGAGCUUUUUUAAUUUAAAAAAGUAAAUCUUUGAUUUCACGCUGCUUCUCGUGGAGGAAUGUUUGAGUGUCUGUAACAAUGAGAAAGAGAAACUAUUAAUGUUUUUCUUUAUUUGUAUAUUGCCAGAACACAGGAAUGAGGUUUUCUGUGAAAUUUCUUGUAGCUACAUCAUGGUUAGAGAGUGAUGUUGAGCGUGAGAGUAGUGCGAGAGAGAGAGAAAGAGAGCAAGGAAAGAGAACGAUACGUGAAUGACAAAAAAUGUUUAUCUUACCUCACUGAGGAAUUUUUCAGGGAUUUUUUGACAAUGCAUCUACAUCGUGUUACAGCUUCAAAUACAUGUCAAAUAGCUGUUUUAUAUGUGCUGUAUACAUUUUUUAAAGAUGCAAUCUAUAUAUGUGUAUAAAACGGCUUGGUAACCGGGCAGUUCAUUUUUCUGAUUUAUGAAGGAUAUAAAUUGACCCUAUGUAUUGUAUAGUAUAUGGAAACCAACACAACAAGACAUGUUUAUACUGCAAAUAAAUAAUGAAAUAUUUUUUGUUUAA
This is a messenger RNA of Sardina pilchardus (European sardine), 4331 nucleotides long. RefSeq names its product dual specificity phosphatase 7 (gene dusp7). Gene Ontology annotation, biological process: protein dephosphorylation; negative regulation of MAPK cascade. The record is from RefSeq and is a predicted model, not a curated record. Gene Ontology annotation, cellular component: cytosol; cytoplasm. Lineage: Eukaryota; Metazoa; Chordata; Actinopteri; Clupeiformes; Clupeidae. Bases 382 to 1521 code for a protein of 379 amino acids. The transcript has 3 exons. Gene Ontology annotation, molecular function: protein tyrosine/threonine phosphatase activity; MAP kinase tyrosine phosphatase activity; MAP kinase tyrosine/serine/threonine phosphatase activity.